AUGGAGGUUUGCCAUGGCAGCGUGCAGAGGGCCGUAGACUCACAUGAAAUCCAACCCGGCAAGGUGCGCUAUCAGGACUUCUUGGACUGGGUUAUGCAUCCCACCUGCCCACCAGCGGAGGGGCGCAAAGUUAUCCUCCUGCUGGGGCCAUCAGCAAGUGGAAAGAGCACGGUGUCUCCAAAACUGGCAGAACAGCUUGGCAUCCCCAAGAUCACCACACAUGAUCUGCUGCGAGCAGCUGUUGCUUUGGGAUCGGCUGUGGGGAGACAAGUGGAAGGCAUCAUGAAGAGAGGCGGAACGGUGCCAGAUCCAUUGCUAAUGCAAUUGAUUCAUGCACGUGUCCGUCUUCGAGACUGCAGCUCGGGUUUUGUUCUCGAUGGCUUCCCCGAGACUCUCAAUCAGGCAAAGUUGUUGGAUGCUUUGUUGGCGGAGUCCGGAGAUGCAGUGACGGCUGCACUAUUCUUGGACGUAUCCGAGGAGAAGCUGCACGCCCGAAAAAUGGGGCGCUGGACUCACAAGCCUUCUGGACGUUCCUACCACAUCACCUGGGCGCCACCCCAAAGUUUGGGGCCAGGACAAGUUCCGUGUGAAGCCAAUAUGCGGGACGACGUCACAGGAGAGGUCCUGAUGGCCGCCGAAGGAUGCCAUCCUGACGAGCACAAGCAGGAGCUUGCGCAUUAUUGCCAGGAGGCUUCAAGCAUUUCGACACACUACGGCAGCCGCGGAAGGCGGGUGCUCGCCAACGGAUCGCCGAAUGACGUGUGGCAGGCUUUUCAGGGUGUGUUGAGUCACUUCAAGACGAGGCAGUGCUGA
Molecule: messenger RNA, 813 nt
Organism: Symbiodinium natans
Lineage: Eukaryota; Dinophyceae; Suessiales; Symbiodiniaceae
Source: the annotation of a GenBank genome assembly